This is a messenger RNA of Fragaria vesca subsp. vesca, 3147 nucleotides long. Its product is annotated as probable mediator of RNA polymerase II transcription subunit 37c-like. Lineage: Eukaryota; Viridiplantae; Streptophyta; Magnoliopsida; Rosales; Rosaceae. The transcript has 4 exons. Gene Ontology annotation, molecular function: ATP-dependent protein folding chaperone; ATP binding; heat shock protein binding. The record is from RefSeq and is a predicted model, not a curated record. Gene Ontology annotation, biological process: protein refolding; cellular response to unfolded protein. Bases 1 to 3147 code for a protein of 1048 amino acids. Gene Ontology annotation, cellular component: cytoplasm.
AUGGCCGAAAAGGAAGGGUACCAUGCCGUCGGAAUUGACUUGGGGACAACAUACUCGUGUGUCGGAGUAUGGCAGAUUGACCAUGUAGAGAUCAUACAGAAUGAUCAGGGGAAAAGAACCACUCCAUCUUAUGUUGCUUUUACUGAUGCUGAGCAGUUGAUAGGAGAUGCAGCAUUUAACCAAGUUUUCACAAACCCCGCCAACUCUAUCUUUGAUGUAAAAAGGCUCAUUGGUAGGAGAUUCAGUGAUAAUUCUGUUCAAAAUGAUUUGAAGCAUUGGCCAUUCAAGGUAGUUAAAGGUGCUGGUGACAAGCCCUUGAUUGAGGUCACCGAAAAGGGAGUAAAGAAACAAUUUGGCGCUGAAGAAAUCUCAUCCAUGGUCCUCUCAAAAAUGAGGGAGAUUUCUGAGGCUUACCUUGGAUCAACUGUGCAGAAUGCUGUUAUAACUGUCCCCGCUUACUUCAAUAACUCGCAGCGUGAGGCUACAAAGAAAGCUGGUGUUGCUGCCGGCCUAAAUGUGAUGCGUAUUAUCAAUGAACCAACUGCCGCAGCUAUUGCUUAUGGGCUUGACAAGAAGGUUGGUUGGUAUGGCAAGAGAAAUGUGCUAGUAUUCGACUUUGGUGGUGGUACAUUGGAUGUUUCUCUACUUGUCAUAGCUGAUAGUGUCUUUGAAGUGAAGGCCACUGCUGGAGACACACACCUUGGAGGUGAAGACUUUGAUAAUAGAAUGGUGGAUUAUUGUGUUAAGCAAUUCAAGAGGAAACAUAAAGUCGACAUCACUGGAAACCCCAAGGCUCUUAGGAGGUUGCGAAAUGCAUGUGAAAAAGCAAAGAGGAUGCUUUCAACUAUCUGUGAGGCUGACAUUGGCAUUGACUAUCUGCACCAGGGUAUUGACUUCUCUUUAACCAUUACCCGCGCUAAAUUCGAGCAACUCAAUGCAGAUCUCUUCAGCAAGUGCAUGGAGCCUGUGGAGAAGUGUUUGGAAGAUGCUACAAUGAAGAUAAGCAGUGUGCAUGAUGUUGUUCUUGUUGGUGGCUCUUCUAGGAUUCCCAAAGUGCGACAACUUUUGCAGGAUGUAUUCAAGGGGAAGGAGCUGUGCCAAGGUAUUAAUCCUGAUGAGGCUGUUGCAUAUGGUGCAGCUAUUCAAGCUGCUGUCUUGAUAGGUGGAAACUUCAACGGGAAACUACUAGACUUCAGUCUCCUGGAUGUCACCCCUCUCUCACUUGGAGUGGAGAGUCAUAAUUCAAGAAUUGACCCUCACAACUUCAAGAAGUACAUGAAUGUGGUGGUUCCAAGAAACUCUCCCAUUCCCAUCAAGAAGAAAAAGAGAAUAACGACUCUUUAUGACAACCAGCAUUCAGUUGCCUUCCCUGUUUAUGAGGGUGAGAGUAAAAUAGCCAAACAAAAUAACUUUUUAGGUCAUUUUUCACUUGAUGACAUUCCUCCAGUUCCUAAAGGUCAAGCCAAAGUUGAUGUUUGCUUUGAUAUUGAUGCAAAUGGUAUCUUGAGUGUCUCUGCUGAGGACAUGUCCACGGGCAAAAAGGAGGGGAUUACAAUCAACAGUGAUAGAAGAACUUUUGAAGAGGAAACUGUACAUGCUAUUGGGAUUGAUUUGGGAACUACAAAUUCAUGUGUCGCAGUAUGGGAAAAUGAUCAUGUCGAAAUAAUAGCAAACGAUCAGGGGAUGAGGAUUACCCCAUCUGUUGUUGCCUUCUGGGGUAGUCAGAAGUUAGUUGGUGAUGCAGCCAUUUACCAACUCGAAAGAAAUCCUGCCAAUUCUGUCUUUGAUGCCAAGCGGUUGAUAGGCAGGAGAUUUAGUGACACCUCUGUUCAAAAUGAUAUAAAGCUUUGGCCAUUCAAAGUAAUUAAAGGUCCUGAUGACGAGCCCAUGAUUGUGGUUACCCAGGCGGAUAAGGAGAAACAGUUUUCUGCUGAAGAUAUCUCAUCCAUGGUUCUCACAAAGAUGCGUGGUACCGCUGAAGCAUAUAUCGGCACAACUGUGAAGAAUGCAGUAAUAACUGUCCCUGCUUUCUUCAGUGACUCACAGAGACAAGCUACAAAAACUGCUGCUGUUGCAGCUGGACUAAAUGUGAUGCGUAUAAUCAAUGAACCAACUGCUGCAGCCAUAGCUUAUGGGCUGGUCAAGAAGGCUGGCUGGUAUUGUAAGAGAAACGUGAUGGUAUUUGAUUUGGGUGGUGGAACUUUGGAUGUCUCAUUGCUUACCAUAGGAGAUGGCGCCUGUGAAGUGAAGACCACGGCCGGAGAAACCCACCUAGGCGGUGAAGACUUCGAUAACAGAAUGGUGAGUUUUUGUGUUGAGGAAUUUAAGAGGCAGUAUGGUUUGGACAUUAGGAAUUCUAAGGCUCUUAGGAGGUUGAGAAAUGCAUGUGAGGAGGCAAAGAAGAAUCUUUCACUUAUGACUACAACAAACAUUGUGAUUGAUGGUUUACAUCAGGGUAUUGAUUUCAUUAUGCCUAUUACGCGUGCCAAAUUUGAAAAACUGAACAUGGAUCUCUUCAAGAAGUGUAUGCAGCAGGUGAAGAAGUGCUUGAAGGAUGCUAAAAUGGAUAUAGACGACGUCAAUGAUGUUGUUCUUGUUGGUGGCUCUUCUAGAAUUCCAAAAGUGCAACAGCUAUUACAAGAUACUUUUAAGGGAAAGGAGCUCUGUAAAGGUAUAAAUCCUGAUGAGUCAGUGGCAUAUGGUGCUGCUGUUCUAGCUGCCCUCUUGAAUGGAAGUAGGAAUGAGAAGCUUCAAGGCUUUACUCUUUUGGAUGUCACUGCCCUGUCACUCGGGGUGAGGAUUAUUGGAGAUCUGAUGUCUGUUGUUGUUCCUAAAAACACCAAAAUCCCCACCAAGAAGCAACGUACACUGACAACAUCUUAUGCAAACCAAGAUGUUAUUGAGUUCGCCAUAUUUGAGGGUGAGAGCAAAACAACCUCAGAGAAUAACCUUUUGGCUGUAUUUGAGAUUGAUGGCAUUCCUCCUGCUCCUGAGGGUCUUCCUGAGUUUGAUGUUUGCUUUGAUAUUGAUGCUAAUAGUGUCCUUAGUGUCUCAGCCGUGGAGAAGUCUACUGGCAAGAAGAAAGAGAUUACAAUUAAAACCAAAAUCAACAGAAAACAAGAUCCGGAAAUCAUAUGUGUGGACUAG